UAAAUUGCCUUUUUACCUAGCUGUAUGCUCGGUAACCUGGAAAGUUUUGUUCAGCUAGACGUUCAGAAUACACAUUUGUGUGCGUUCAUGGUGACAGAACUACAAAAUUAAUAUUUAAUUCAAAACCUAAACCUAUGUCCGGUCGUUUGGUAGCUUUUCCAGUAAAACAACGGUAACGUUAAGUAACUAGCCACCUUCUGAUACAGCCAGCAUCUUUGUUUACAUUUUAGCGAGCGUAGCUGUGCUAGCUAGUUUGCUAUGAUCUACUGUGUUAAUGUAACGUUAAUGUUUAAAACGUAAUGGUGUAAUGUUAUUGGUGAGUUAGAUGUCCGUGUUCCCGGACAUCCAUUCAACAUUUAAACACGUUGGAAAUGUUGAUUGAGUAACUUAAAGCAAACUUCAGCAAAUCAACAAGUUGUUGAUUAAGUUAGCUGAAGUCACCAUGCACGUUACUCAUCGUUAGGCUAAUGUUUGCGAACGAAAGGAGUUUAACCGAAGAUGUGCUCAGUUUGAAGAAUCUGCUUCGACUGACGGAUCUCAGCUUGCAAAGUGUGGGACAGAAACUUAGUCUGUCAGAAGGACAUAAUGACAGGAUCGAGAGUCAGCAGAAGGGUCCUGAUCGCCUGACCUUACAGGAACUGCAGACACCUGAUGUUCCUACAUCCCAGUCAGGCUGUGUUUGUCAGGAGAGGCCUCUCAGUGGGACGGCUGAUAGACGUGCUUUUGCUGGUAGUCUUAGCCCACCCUCCUCCAACUCUGGGUCAAUCAAGGCCAGGUCAGUAAAGAUGGAGUCUGUUUCUUCAAGGAAGAAGGCGAGCUGUGUGCGUCAGGAGAACGCCUGUCUGACCACGCAGGAUGAGCAGUUCAUCAGUGACCUUGAUGCAAUGCAGUAUGAUUUGGCCACCUACAAGUCACAGGUUGGACUCAGAGGUCCCAGGAUUGGGGUUAGAAACAAUGUGGCAGUCAUGAGUGAGCAGAUCCGUCAGCUUCAAGCAGAGCUGGAGGCUCAAGCCAAAGAACUAACGGAAGCAGAGCUGAGGGCAGAGUGUAGCCAGGAAGCAGCAGCUCACAGUGACAUUGUGGUGGCGACUCUGACUGAGGAGCUGAGCGCUCUCAGAGAAGAGCUAGACAACAAGACAUCACUGGGCAAACGGGCUGAGCAACAAAGGAACCAAGCUCUUCAAAAUGCAGAGAAACUCAAAGAAGCCUUCAAAGAUUAUAAGGCUACCAUUUCCAUUAAACUUAAGAGGGUGAUGGAGAGUGAGUGCAAACUGAAAGAGAGUCUUAUUGAGUGUGACAGAGAAAAAGAAGAGUUGGAAACAAAGUGUACUGUGUUGGAGAGAGGAAAGGUAGAACAGAGCCACACAAUUAGCCAACUGAAGGAGGAGGUAAAGCAGGCCAAGUGUGCGGCUGCUGCCCUUCAGGCUCAGCUGGAGGAGGCCAGACAAAAGGCCUUACAUCUGGAACAGCAGCUGAUGGAGCAGGGAGUGGAGUGCAGGGAGCUGGCCUCUCUGCGCAAGGAGCUGGAAGAUAUGCGGAACCUAAUGCAGAGCAAGGAGCUGAGGGUGGCCCAGAGCCACAGGGAGGCUCAGCAGAGCCAGGCGGAGCUGGCCAGCCUGGAGGCCAUACUGGCCCUGCUGCAUCUACGAGAGGGUAGUGUUGGGCCGCUGUGUGUCAGGCCCUGCAAGUUGCCCCCAGUGGACUAUUCAGGAGCAGCACACCUACUGAAGCUAAAGCCAGGUGAAGGCUACCAGCAGCUGCUGCGAGUGCUGCAGUCGAUGGAGGCUGAGAGGACCAAACAGAACAGCCUGGUCGAGCGGCUUCAGGAGCGUCUGAGCAGAGCCCAGGAGGAGAUCUCCUCCCUGCAGAGCUCCAUGGCCCAGAGAGCCUCCCACUACCAGAGCCUCCACUCGGAGCUGCUUGGCAAAGUCAGCCAAGCCACUGAUACAGAGAAAGAGUUAAAAAGAAAAAGUGCACGUGUGGCUUCCCUGGAAAAACAGUUACAGGAGAAAACCUCAGCCUACGGUCAGGCUGCACUGAAAAACACUGAGCUGGAGAAUCAGCUGCUGGAGAAAGCCAGCACCCUUCAGCAUUACCAGUCACUUAUGACCAAAAAGCAAAGAGAGUACCAGCAGUCUCUGGAAAAGUGUAAAAAGUCUCAAUCUCAACAAUUCACAGAGCAACAGCACAGGAUAGAAAUGUUGCAGUUGUCUGUGGAGGAGGCUCAGUCUCGGGUGUUUGAGAUGGAGCAGGAGCUGAGCUCACUCCAGAAGGAGCGAGACGAGGCUCAGAAAGCAGCUCUCCUGCUACAGAGCUCUGUGGAACAACUCACACAGCAGAAGCAGGUUGAAGUAAGACACAGUGAGGAGCUGCUGCAGAGUUUCAAAGAGCAGGCGGCUCAGUCUGCCAGCAAGGUGUGUGAACUACAGUCGACUCUGUCGGCGUGUAGAGAGGAGCUGAACGCAUACCUGCAGCAGAUGGAGGAGGUGAAGAAGAACUCUGAGAGUGAGCUGCAGAAGUACAAUGACAAGGUGUCCUCUCUGCAGGAGAAGCUCCACCGUGCCGGCCUGGUUUGUCAGAGCUCCAGUGAGCAGAACCUGCAGCUGCAGCUUUCUCUCCAGCAGCAGCAGACCAUGCUGACUGAGAGCGCUGCUCACAUCUCUGAGCUGGAGGAGAGUCAGAGCCAGCUACAGGCACAGGUAUCCAGUCUGGAGCAGCAGCUGGAACGAGCCCGGGCCUCUCUGCAGGAUGAGGUAAGGAAGAGAGAGCAGGAUGACCAGGAGAAAGAUAAGGACCUGCUGGAGAUCAGCCAGCAGAACACAAAACUCUCCGAGUCUGUCAGCCAUCUGACAUCAGAGAUGACAAAGUGUCGAGGGGAGCUGCUGUCUAAAGAGUCGGAGUUGCAGCGUCUGAAGAGGGAUGUCGCGGUCAAGGCUUCUCAGCUCGGCCGCAUGGAGGAAAGCCUGCAACACACAAAGAGCCAGCUCGACGGCAAAACUGACAUGGUGGUGGAUCUGGAAGAGAAGCUCCAUCGCUGUGAGGCCGACAAGCUCAACUGUGUCCAGCAGGUCCAGAUCCUGGAGGGACAGCUUCAGAUGGUGCGGGGAGAGUUGGGUGACACUCUGAAGCAACUACAAGAACUCAGGGAUGUUCUGCAAAGAACCCAAACCAUCGCGGAUGAGCGGCAUGCCUCGAUGGAGAAACUGACUGUCCAACUUAGUGAGACCCAGAGGGAGUUGGAGGAGAGGACUCACGAGGUCUUAGACAUGGACAGUGCGCUGAAAGAAAGACAGGGGGAGCUCCAGCAGAGAGCACAGCUGCUGGGUCAGCUGGAGGUGGCCAUCAGAGAGCACAAGCAGGAGAUGGAGAGGAAGGUGGAGUCCCUGCAGCAGAGCUUGGAAGCCAGAGAGAGAGAACUGAGGGACACACAGAGGGAGCUCACAGACAGAAACACGAAGGAGUCUCAGGAGCUCGGCCAGCAGCUGCACAUGUCACAGCAGAAACUUCAGAAUUCACUAAAAGAGCUUGAAGAAACUCACCGUCACUGUGAGGCUUUAACCAGAGAGUUGGACGCCACCAAGCUGCACACAAAAAAGCAGGAGGUCCAGCUGUGUGGCAUGGAGGAGGAGCUGGCACUGAAGGAGGCACGCUGGCUGCAGUUGGAGGCCGGGCUGCAGAGCACCAUCAGCUCUUUAGAGCAGGAGCUGGACCUGGAGAGAGAGCAGCACAGCAAGGAGCUGGAGGCCCUUCAGCAGACUCGAGGCCAGCUCCUCAAAGUCUCUGAGCAGAUCUCCUCCAGCAUGCGCUCGUCCCAGGAGCAGCUUGCCGCUAAACUUCAGCAGAGCCAGCACCAGCUGGAGCAGGUCAGGGCCCAGUGCGAUCACACCAAAAGCCAGCUGGAGCAAACUAAGACUGAGUUGGCUUGCACCCAGGACCAAGCCAGUCACCUCCAGACACAGAGAGACCAGACUCAAACCCAGCUCCUUCAGAGUAAAGCCCAGCUGGAGCAAAGCAGGAUUCUGUAUGAACAGACCAGAGCACAGAACAGUCACCUCCACGCCCAACUGGAGCAGCUCAGUGCCCAGUUAAAUCAAGCCAGAGUCCAGGUCGCCCAGCUCCAAACUCAGCUCCAGGCCUUUGAGAAGUCCAUGGAGACCUCCAGCGAGUCCCUGCUCAUCAAGGAGUCUGAGGUGACCCGUCUCAAAGCCCGGAUCUCCAGUCUGGAGCGAGCUGCUGACCGCCAGCAUCUGUGCGACAACACGCUCUCCCUUCCUGCUCUGGACCAAUUCACGCACUCAGAGCACUCCUUCUACCCUCACUCCCCUCCUUCCUCCCCCAGAAAUCCUCAGACAGCUGCUGCCCCCUCUUCUAAACAGGCACACUCGACUCGCCUCCUCUCCCCAACACACACUCGAACUUGCUCCUCACCCCCUGCUGACGCAUACCUUCAGCCCACCUCGGCCCCUCAUCUAUCACACCAAACUGAGAGCCACCAAACUUGCGAUUGGCUGCAGAGCAACAGUCUCGACUCCUCCCUGGAUCUCCCUGUGAGCCUGAAGGCCACUCUGAGGGAGGCUUUGAGCAAGCAGCCGUGGGAGUCCUCCUCCCCCUCCGUCUCCUCUUUCCCGGACACGGUGGACCACAGCUGGCAGGGCCUCAGCGCCACGGAGGCCACAGCAACCUCUGACCUCUCCUUCAACCCCCUGACGUACAUGGCAGACAAGCAAGACGACCUCCACAUGGAGGCUACCUCGAUGCAAGAGGGGGACGACGAGCAGACGAGUGAGUCGAGGAGGGACUCUGUGUGCACCCUAGUGGAUCAAGAGGUGGAUAUGAGUUCACUGACGGGGAUGCUGAGGUUUGUUAAUCAGACGUUAGCCAUGCAGCAGGACCCUUCUUUGUGGAGCUCCACGGGAUUAUCAGAGACGGGACGCAGCCUCACACUCCAGAGGGACGUUAAGGAGACAUGAAGCUAUUUUGCCAUGGAGACAUCAGAGAGGAGGAGAGCUGUUUACAUUGGCAUCAGUCUUGUGUGUCAGAGUACCUGUAAUACAGUCCUACAUUAAUUAACAUCUCUCCCUGAGUCCGUCCCUUUGGUGUAUGUUAUUGAAAUCAAGCUGCAACAUUGUCUGUCAGGUAGAUGAUGGUGACCACUACAUUCCAGGCUGUAAAUGAUGUUUUGCAUUUUAUGUUGUCUUUUCCUAACUGAUAUUUAUAUAUUUGUACACUAUUUUAAAUAAGCUAAGUGAAUAAAAUGUUUUUUUGUAUAAGUAUUUGUUCCUUUUAA
Micropterus salmoides (largemouth bass) is the source of this 5287-nucleotide messenger RNA. Its product is annotated as coiled-coil domain-containing protein 18-like. The transcript has 26 exons. The record is from RefSeq and is a predicted model, not a curated record. Lineage: Eukaryota; Metazoa; Chordata; Actinopteri; Centrarchiformes; Centrarchidae. Bases 468 to 4970 code for a protein of 1500 amino acids.